CCCCGAUCAUGGCGCCAUUAAUCAGGAGAUAUAAAGGAAAGAACGCACAUUCCCCCACGGUGAAUAUAUAGACCUGUAGUCCCUACAGAGUUGUUUAGGCGUUGCUGACGGCAGCUGGCAGCAACCUCUGUAGUAACGUCGCUGACAUUUGGUGUCGGUAACCUCGACGCUUCGAGCUCUCACUUCCCAUUUCCUACUUACUCUAUACCUAUAAAAUAGGCUAGUGAUUAUAGACCAUACAUAGAUUAUUUACGUAAAUAACAUACAACUAUUAGCGUGUGGUUUUGCUCAUAAAUUCAUCUGAUGCCUCUACCAUCAAAUCACUUCGACUGUCCUCUAAUAGCCUUCGACCAUCACCGCCAUCAAAGCUUCCGCCAAAUCCAUCCCUCAAUCGAAUACCGCUGUUACAUCUCAAAAUGAGCAUUGCACGCCUUGCUCCAGAAGUCCAGCAAAUUCAACAAAGUGCUCCAUUUAUAGACACAUACACAGAUGCGGCAACGACACUGCUUCGAGCAAGACCGGUCGAGCAGCAUGCAACCUUAACAAUGCCUCACGCUCACCCACCUCCCAAAAGGUGGACAAGCCCUCGUGGCUGGGGCGCAAGGCACAUUAACGACGAUGCACCAUUCAACCUGUGGGAUGAAGCCAAACGAGAUUAUCGAUUUCUAAAAAAGGGUGCUGAGUACGACUGGUGCCGUGACAAAUUCGGAGAUGGGCAAAUAGCGAGUUACGGUUGGUUUAUGACGAUUGACACAAAAUCCCCACCUAAGCCAGUCCCACUGACUGUCGGAUGCAUGCCGGUCAUCUUCACAAACAUGGGGGAAAAGUUAUGGAGUCUAACUCCCAAGACUUGCUAUGCCAACCCGCGGGUGUCGAACCCAUGUCCAGAAGUACAGUGGGAAAGGAUGACAUCCCCAACUAAAGAUCAGAAUAUCGCAAUUCUCACAGCGCUAGAGCCUCUCGCCAACGUACGUGCUAUCAUUUACAUGCCCCACUGGACUAUUGUCGAACUCGAAUAUGGAGAUGGUCGUGUAUACCAGCCAGGGUCCCUACCAGGUACUGUGGGGGUGAGGACGACUUUAUAUCACCAUGAGGAGGAACCAUUUUACAAAACAUUGAGCAAGAUGACUUGCCAUCGGCGACUUGACCCUACACAACAGUCAGGUGCUUCUGAUCCAACGCCCCAAGAUACGACCAACUACAUACAAGAAUGCGCUUUUGUUAGUCCCGGAUGUCGCUUGGAAUCUGGGCUUGGCAUGGUUGGCUCCCAGAACGAGCGGGUAAAUGCCGCAACAUCGGCUGGUGUUAAACUUUGGAAUAUUAAUGGGAAGGAGGCACUUACCGUAUCCCACCAUGGCUUUUUGAAUUCGAAGGAGGUCUACCAUCCCUUUGCGUCUGGCGUCAAGAUUGGCGAAGUCUUUGACGAGCGCCCGGAACUUGAUAUCAGCCUUGUCGAGCUUGUGUCUGAUGUAUCUAGGAAAUUCCGAAACGACUGCUAUUUCCAAGGGGAGACUCCAAAAUUACUGUUAAGAGGGUCCGAUAUCGUCAAAGGAAGUUGGUUUGAGGUAGAUGGGAUGUCGUCAGGCCUCGUCUCUCUCCUCACCUAUGCGUCAGUAUUUUGCAAACCUCCUCGGCCUCUAGGACAUCCCGAGAUUGACUAUAGGCACUGGGAGUCCCACUCACUAAGCGCAAUGUUCGGGGUUGUUAACAAUACUAUAUGUGAAGGGAUGUGUGGAGCCCCAAUCGUUGAAUGCGAGUCAGGAGGUGUAGCUGGUUUUUUUCAUUUGUCAGAUGGGUUCAAUUGCCUUGCUGCUCAGCUAGAUGACUUGGUCGCAGAAGGGUGGCAGAUUGCAUAGAUUGCUCGGAGAACGUUUUAUGACUACUGUGUAUAACUUUGCACUAUGCGGGAGUAGGGUUUUUUAUAGGGCUAUACAAAAGCCUUCAUCCCUACCUUUAUUGAAGUCCUUUAGUAAGCCUUUAGCGAAGCCUUCAGAGGCCUCUACUCUAGCACUGCCAUCAAAGACAUUAGAGGAGCCUUCAGAGGCCAUGUCAAGCCGGC
This is a messenger RNA of Pseudogymnoascus destructans, 2059 nucleotides long. RefSeq lists its product as uncharacterized. The coding region runs from base 417 to 1856 and encodes 479 amino acids. The record is from RefSeq and is a predicted model, not a curated record. The transcript has 2 exons. Lineage: Eukaryota; Fungi; Ascomycota; Leotiomycetes; Thelebolales; Thelebolaceae.